AAACUCGGAAUCCACUGCUGAUGAAGUCAGUGGCAAUCCGUCUCUUAUGGAUUCUGGUCGUGGUUCCAUUUGCCACACGUGAUGGGGUGUACUCUAUGGACGCUGUGAUUGUGGGCCAUCCAGGGAUAGCAGAACCACUGUGAAUGGCACCCGCUUGACCACUCUGGCACCGCCUGUGCUCGAGACUGAUCGGAACGGCGUGAGUAUGGAGGAAGUGCUGUCUCGGGUAUUUGAUUCUCAGCGCCAGAGAACCUGCAUUGAAUGUAACCAUUCGGUCAACUAUGAGAGACGAUUUAAUAAUAACCCCAUGCGCCUGGUAGUGGAACUCGGUCCUAAUGUGUCUAUACAGUCGCAUAUAAAGGACAUUACCCUAUCAUAUCAUGAUGAUGGUGGUGAGGGGCAGAGAGUCACAAACCGCUGGAUAGAAGGGAUAUACUCACCAGUACCAGGUUUAUUGUGCCUCUUGUGGAAUGGUGCCGAAUGUGGGGUGCGCUGGGGAACUGGGAAGUAUAUCGAGUGGACUAAUAGAUGGCUGGAUAUACAUGAGCUGCACCACACCGCGAGUAGGAUACGGAGAUGCCCGAAUCGAAUUGGAUCAUGGGGCUACUAUACCAUCGAAAGACCACUGCAGUCACAAUGGACUGCACACGGUAUGAACAACCCGCAGAAAAGAAACUGCAUCACCACUCGUUCGACAGUUUGCUUUGGUGCGAGAGGGGCCGUGCUCGAAAACGGACACUGGCGAUACAAUCUUGUCACUUAGAGCACCCAAUCCACAAUCAUGAGUGAUGCGGUGAACGAGGACGAUGCUCGUGGAUAAAGAGGAUCCUGAAGAGAACUGCCUGAUACACCACAUUUACCCACUGAACAUCACGUUCUUAAUGUUGGUAUUCUGCGAUAUUACGGGCUCACUUGCUAUCAAUUGGCCUGGCUCAAAAGGCUCAACGGAUGACUGAAGCAAUAUACAUCGAAAGCAUGACCAGCUACAGCCAAUCUGUCUGUUCGUGGUCAAUG
This is a messenger RNA of Aspergillus costaricaensis CBS 115574, 1014 nucleotides long. RefSeq lists its product as uncharacterized. Bases 206 to 763 code for a protein of 185 amino acids. The record is from RefSeq and is a predicted model, not a curated record. Lineage: Eukaryota; Fungi; Ascomycota; Eurotiomycetes; Eurotiales; Aspergillaceae. The transcript has 2 exons.